AUCGGCCAAUACAAGCAUCAUCGAAGAGUGCAGUUUCUACUUUGUAGCUAGCCAUGUCGAGCCAUAGAUCUUGUGGCCUGGUGGUGGUGCUCGCCUGCGCCGCUCUCAUGGCGGCGGUGGCCGGCACGGCGCAGUACAACGUCGGCGGCGACAACGGGUGGGGCGUGCCCGGCGCCGGCGCCGAGUCCUACAACACCUGGGCCGAGAAGACCACCUUCCAGGUCGGCGACCAGCUCGUGUUCGUGUACCCCAAGGACAAGGACUCGGUGCUGCUGGUGGCGCCGGCCGACUACAACGCCUGCAACACCAACACCUACGACAAGCAGUUCAGCGACGGCAACACCGUCUUCGACCUCGACCGCGCCGGCGCCUUCUUCUUCAUCAGCGGCGUCGACGCCAACUGCCGCGCCAACGAGAAGCUCAUCGUCAUGGUCGCCGCCGCCGCCAAGGGCGCUCCCACGCCCAGCCAGGGGUCGCCUGCAGCAACAGCAACGACCCCGCCGUCUGCUCCCUCAGGUGGCGCCCCGCCAAACUCCCCAGCAACCCCAAAUGCUCCGGCGGGUGAGGCGAGUAACUCAACGCCGGCCAAGGGCGCACCUCCUGGAGCCGCCAGCGGCGCCGGUCUCACGGUGGCAGGCCUCGCCGGCUCGUUCGUGGCAUUGUUUGGAUACGCCAUGCUUGCUUUCUAGUACUGCUUUCCAAAGCUAUCUUUUACUGCUCCUUUUCAAAGCCGGAAGACUAUUUGCUCCUUUUCAGAGGGCAACGUGUCUCUGCUCAGAUUCUUUUCCGUUAUGAUCAAUGACAAAUGCAAUAUGAUGGUUCCUGAAUGAGAUAGCACCUAGCAUUGGCAUUCCAGCAGCAUAUUAUCAGAUAGACUCCCUCCAUAAGGAAAUACUUGUCGGAAAAAUGGAUAACACAUCUUCUUUUAUCCAUUUUGAUGACAAGUAUUUCCGGACGAAGAGAGUACAUCCAUUUCUUCGACAAGUAUUUCCGGACAGGGAGUAUUACUUAUCAGAAAGCAUAAUAAAGGCAUGCGCGGACUAAUACUUUCGCAUAAAUACACGACCAGAGAUGUUCUGAAGCGAAGCACAGCUCUGAAUUAAGCGACAGUCAAAUAUUCUGAACUCGGAGUAAACUGACGGGCGACUACAUAGGAUCUAUAAUAAGGCUAUUCAAACUACAAAUUCUUGAUGACGACCAUGAGAGACGAUGAAAAAGAA
Messenger RNA from Triticum aestivum (bread wheat), 1220 nucleotides. Its product is annotated as early nodulin-like protein 1. Gene Ontology annotation, cellular component: plasma membrane. The transcript is spliced from 2 exons. The coding region runs from base 54 to 689 and encodes 211 amino acids. The record is from RefSeq and is a predicted model, not a curated record. Gene Ontology annotation, molecular function: electron transfer activity. NCBI's taxonomy places the organism in Eukaryota, Viridiplantae, Streptophyta, Magnoliopsida, Poales, Poaceae.